Messenger RNA from Penicillium robsamsonii, 1080 nucleotides. Its product is annotated as NAD(P)-dependent alcohol dehydrogenase. The coding region runs from base 1 to 1080 and encodes 359 amino acids. The transcript is spliced from 2 exons. The record is from RefSeq and is a predicted model, not a curated record. Gene Ontology annotation, biological process: alcohol metabolic process. Gene Ontology annotation, molecular function: alcohol dehydrogenase (NADP+) activity; zinc ion binding. NCBI's taxonomy places the organism in Eukaryota, Fungi, Ascomycota, Eurotiomycetes, Eurotiales, Aspergillaceae.
AUGUCCACCGAUUACAAGUUCGAAGGAUGGGUAGCUCUCGGGCCGGACGCGGCCGAAGGAAAGAUGGUCUGGCAGGAAUUCGAGCCUAAGCCAUGGGAGGAAACCGAUGUUGAUAUCAAGGUCACUCACUGUGGUAUCUGUGGCUCGGAUAUUCACACUUUGCGCAGUGGAUGGGGCCCCACCGACUACCCUUGCUGCGUUGGCCACGAAAUUGUCGGAACAGCUGUCCGGGUCGGAUCCCAGGUUGAGGGAGAUAUCAAGGUCGGCGACCGUGUCGGUGUUGGUGCGCAGAGCGGCUCGUGCCAGAACAAGGAUGGCGACUGUGACGCCUGUGCGUCUGGCAUCGAACAGCACUGCACUAAGAUGGUCGGCACGUACAACGGUACUUAUGCCAACGGUGGCAAGUCGUAUGGUGGCUACUCCACGUACAACCGCUCUCCUUCACACUUCGUUAUCAAGAUCCCCGACGCCAUCUCCUCUGCCGAUGCGGCGCCUAUGCUCUGCGGUGGUAUCACUACCUACUCGCCUCUUAAACGGAAUGGCUGUGGGCCCGGAAAGACCGUUGGUAUUGUUGGUGUUGGCGGUCUUGGCCACUUUGCUAUUUUGUUCGCCAAAGCACUCGGUGCUGACCGCGUCGUGGCUAUCUCCCGCAAGUCCGAUAAGAAGGCUGAUGCGCUUAAGCUCGGUGCGGAUGACUUCAUCGCCACCGGUGAGGAAGAGGACUGGGCUACCAACCACGCUAGCUCUCUCGACUUGAUCAUCUCCACUGCCUCUUCUUCCAAGAUGCCAAUUGUCCAGUACUGUGGACUUUUGCGUGUUCACGGUACUUUCAUCCAGCUCGGUGCCCCCGAAGAUGGCAGCCUCGAGAUCCCAGCUUUCGUGCUUAUCCUCAAGGGCAUCAAGCUUGGUGGCUCAUUGAUCGGUAGCCCCGGUGAGAUUCGGGAGAUGUUGGAGUUGGCUGCUGCCAAGGGUGUCAAGCCUUGGAUUCAGGAGCGCCCAAUGACGGAUGCCAAUCAGGCAAUCGUGGAUAUGGACAAUGGUGAUGCUCGUUACCGCUAUGUUCUCACGAACGAGCAGUAA